AUGGAAGUGGUUAAGGACAUCACGGAGACGGCGGCCGUGGACCUGGGGGACCUGCUGGACGCCGGGGACGACGCCGUGGUGAUACUCGAGGCAGGUGACACGCGGCUGUUGGCGCACAGGGCCGUCCUGGCGGACAGGAGCCCUGUGUUCGCCGCCAUGUUCGCCCACGACACCCUCGAGGCCAGCAGCGGCGCGGUGAGCAUCCCGGACGUGGGGGGCCCGGUGCUGAGGCAGCUGGUCUCCUACCUGUACACCCUGCGGGCCCCCCAGCUGCCCGGCGCGGCCCCCCAGCUGCUGGCUGCAGCGGAUAAGUACGGGGUGUCGCGGCUGAAGGCGGAGUGCGAGCGGCAGGUGGCCGCUCAGCUGACGGUUGAGACUGCGGCGGCCGCGGCCGUCCUCGCAGUCCGCCACUCCUGCAGUGACCUCAGGCGAGCCGCCAUCGAAUUUAUUAAGGCCCGUACCCACGAGGUGAUGGCCACGCAGGGGUGGGCAGAUGCGAUGCGGAAGCAGCCGGAAGACUUGAUCGAAGUGAGCCGGUUGCUGUAUGAUCCACCACCAAAAAGCAGCCCACCAGCCGCUGCACAGCUGAGGCCCGCCACCACCUCCACCACCACCACCACAGCCGCUGCCGCCGCCACCACUGCCGGCACAACCCGCCAGACUCCUGCAGCUGCUGCUGCACCGCCCACGACUCCUGCACCUGAUGACGCCACUGUCUCUCACUUGCGGAGCCUCUCUGCAGAGGAGAGGGGCAGGAGGCUGGUCCAGGCGGCUGAGGAGGGGGCAGUGGGGCAGCUGAGGGCGCUGAUCGCCGCAGGGGCCGACGUGGGGGCGAGGGAAGUGGCGGCUGCGCUGCUCGUCGCGGGGGCCGACAGGGGGGCCACAGCUGGUGAUGGUGAGCAGACAGCGCUGGACCUCGCCAGGCACUACAACCACAGGCGGCUGGUGGAGAUGCUGUCAUGA
This is a messenger RNA of Schistocerca serialis cubense, 963 nucleotides long. RefSeq names its product speckle-type POZ protein-like. Lineage: Eukaryota; Metazoa; Arthropoda; Insecta; Orthoptera; Acrididae. The transcript is spliced from 4 exons. The record is from RefSeq and is a predicted model, not a curated record. Gene Ontology annotation, cellular component: cytoplasm. Bases 1 to 963 code for a protein of 320 amino acids. Gene Ontology annotation, molecular function: ubiquitin protein ligase binding. Gene Ontology annotation, biological process: regulation of proteolysis; proteasome-mediated ubiquitin-dependent protein catabolic process.